GCAGCCCGGAAAUUACAAUAACUAGGCUGAAAACUGAACCAAAUCCCGUGAUCGGAUGUCAUCAGAACUAACAAUGACCUUUAGAUUGGGCUGUCUCGGAAAAUUUGUCAUGGCCACCGCUUCAAGAAGGAACAUUUUCAUCCGCUUGCUCGGUCUUCUGGUCAUUGCAUCGUUAUUUACUUCGUAUCUAAUGUUCGUACGGGUCAACGCUGAUGUUCAAGGGGUUCGUGUUACUCGGAAACAAACGCAAAAAGAUGUAAAAAUGGCGACGACGAGUUCAGUCAGGAAAAUAUCCGAGCGACGCGAAGCUCUUGUGGAAUCACAGCGACGGAUUCGAUCUUCUGGCUCAACGUUUGUACGAGGAGAUUCACAUAUUAAGGACAACAGGAAACACCCAAAUGCACUAAAAGCAGAGGGAGACAGUCUUGCACCCGUGAAGAAAUCAAGUUUGUCAGUUAUUAGGCGUUUAUUCAGAGAUAAACGAGCACACAGAACCUUUCAUCGAAUAGGAAAUAGCAGCACGACCAACACACCUACCGACGCGCGAAAAUACAUUAAGAAUUUAAGGUUAGUCAUCGGUGAAGCGUUUAGAGAUAAAAACGCCGCCAUGCAACGUAAUAUAACUAAGAGCGUGACUGCUGCGUCAGGCGCAGGGACAGUUCUGAAUAAUUUGUCCUCUUCAAUGCUCGGUUCAUUCCGAGGCGAUGCGCGCAGAGCUGAUCAAAAGCCACUGGAAUCUAAACGGGUAACUGUCUUGACGAAGAAACCUGGUUCAACUCGGAAUGGUAACUCAUCGUCAGUUCCUGAAUAUGGUCUUAGGCACAACACCAGCGCAAAACAAACGACGGUACAAAUUGGUAAACAAUUGGAAGAUGGAGGCAGAUCUACCCUAGCAGACAUCAGCAAACCAACUUCGACCCCGCACGAGAAUUCUUCUGUUAUUGGCGAUUCGUUAAGAGUCAACAAUGGCGGGCAAAAAUCUCUUAAUAAACGGAUUGAAGAUGGACGCGCAGAUAUAAGCAAAACUGCAAUGGCAAACGUGACGAAACCCGAGCCAGCCCCACGUAAUAACUCUCAAGUUGUUGGAGACGCAUUCAGACACGUCAUCGACGCGCGGACAAAUGUCAGAAAACGCGCACCUUCAGGAAUGACUGCAGUAGGAGCGGAGAAGAAAACAAACGUAUCUCUACCUGUUAGCACGUUGGGUUUUGGCCGAGUAGUAGCUGGUAUACGCAGAGAACCCGUGAAACAGAAAUUGGGGCAAGUCGAUGACAUUGCUACACCUGGGGACGUGACAUCCUCUAGAACAAACCUUAUCAUUGUGGCGCAGCCACGGACCGGUUCAUCGUUUCUAGGGGAUGCUUUCAACCAACAUCCAGACGUCUUCUAUUUAUUUGAGCCUCUUCAUGGAAUUGUUAAUAGCCCGUUGCAGCAUCUCAAGGACCCCAAACCGAUGCAAUUCCUUGCAGGGAUGUUACGUUGCGAGUUCUCCCAGUUGACCUAUGUUAAACAAAUCGAACGCUUCCGACGGUUCUCCAGCAUUGCCUUGUCCUCUCCACCACUGUGCGCUAAAAAGACGUUUUUUGGCACACCACGAAAGAAAUGCGACCUCUUGAGCACGAGGAAUAUGGAAGCCGUCUGCAAGUCGAAUUAUAAUGUAACAGUCAUGAAAAUUCUCACACCUAGAAUACCGAAUGGGACGGUCAACUCGCUUUUUCCUCUUUGUAACUCAACUAAUUGUACGAUUAUUUAUUUAGUUCGUGAUCCCCGACCGGUAGUUUUCUCGCACAUGAAAGUUGGUAUGCAAACUUGGCAGAAUUUUAAAAUCCUCGGUGCAAACGACACUGCUCCUCGCCCUUCAAUAAAAAUGUACAGCGCCAGGGUUUGCGAACAAAUUGAAGCGAAUGUUAAGAUAUUCAAAAAUCUUACUGGCUGGAUGAAAAGUCGGUAUCAUAUGCUCCGCUACGAAGAUCUAGCUGGAAACCCAACGGAAACGUUACGAAGGGUGUACAAAAUGGCUGGACUUACAAUGGUGAACAGCACCCUCGAAUGGAUUAAACUUCACACAACAGGGAGAGGGGACAGCUCUAAAAACAAUUACUCGACGAAGAGGAAUUCUGAAGCUAUUGUCGAUAACUGGCGGCUUGAAAUUGAUCCUUGUGUUGUUAAUAUCAUCGAACACACUUGUCGCUCUGUUUUGCAACUGCUUGGUUAUAAACCUCUAAAUGGGUCUGAACAAAUGCAAUAUAACCUAAACGUGUCACUUACCGACGGACAAUAACCGAGAUAUUAGCCAUUUUUUAAGCUAUUUCUAAUGACAUUGAUUUGUCUAAUACUUUGCACAUUUCAAAUAUCCUUGUAAUGUUUUCGAAUAUUCAGGUCAGGCCUGUCUGGUACAUGGGCUAUUACAAAUCGGGUACAUUGAUACGACACAAUCUGAAGUGAGUUUUUAUUAGUCGUGGUUACGAAUUUUCCGUCAGAAAAUUUGCAUUAAGCCCUGAAGGCGACCAAUCUGUAGGUGGCUUGGGGCUUAAGAUACCAUUUCAAACGGAGUAGGCUCGAUUACCAGCCGCUGUUCGCGAAAGGAGUCCGCGCUAGUAGACCGGACUCGAGAGAGCGGCGGAAAUCGAGCCUAAAAACGGGAACGAGAGCGUUUUUUAAUUGUUAUCUCUUCGAGUGCACCCUACAAGAUACUUUGACACCGACAAAUAGUGGCGUUCCUCCUGAACACCCUAAGUGAGGCUGUUAUCCUUGAUUUACACCCCUAAGCGAGACGACGACCAUCCCCGACCUUUUCAUGUAGGAAACUAUCGCACUCAAAAGUAAAAGGAGUUUUUAAGGUAAAAUGAUGAAUAAAUACUAUUUAUUAUUUUACUUUAAUUACAAUAACACAGGUGAAUAAACAGUCACUGGAAGUUCA
Orbicella faveolata is the source of this 2920-nucleotide messenger RNA. RefSeq lists its product as uncharacterized. Gene Ontology annotation, biological process: N-acetylglucosamine metabolic process; sulfur compound metabolic process. NCBI's taxonomy places the organism in Eukaryota, Metazoa, Cnidaria, Anthozoa, Scleractinia, Merulinidae. Gene Ontology annotation, molecular function: N-acetylglucosamine 6-O-sulfotransferase activity. The record is from RefSeq and is a predicted model, not a curated record.